Carlito syrichta (Philippine tarsier) is the source of this 815-nucleotide messenger RNA. Its product is annotated as solute carrier family 22 member 10-like. NCBI's taxonomy places the organism in Eukaryota, Metazoa, Chordata, Mammalia, Primates, Tarsiidae. The record is from RefSeq and is a predicted model, not a curated record. The annotation marks the transcript as partial. The transcript is spliced from 5 exons.
AAAAAAUAGAGAUAAUUGCAUUUGUUUAUUCUUCUUUUAUCAGGUGGCUGGUGGAAUCUGCUCGGUGGCUGAUUAUCACCAAUCAACUAGAUAAGGGCUUGAAGGCACUUAGAAAAGUUGCACACAUAAAUGGAAUAAAGAAUUCUGGAGACAUACUAAACGUGGAGGUUGUGAGAACCACCAUGCAGGAGGAGCUGGAUGCAGCCCGAAACAAGUCUACUGUGUGUGACUUAUUCCGCAGCCCCAAUAUGCGUAAAAGGAUGUGCAUCAUGCUCUUUGUGAGAUUUGCAAACACAAUGCCUUAUUAUGGCAUCAUAAUAAACCUUCAGCACUUGGGGAGCAAUAUUUUCCUGUUCCAAGUUAUUUUUGGAGCUAUCAGCCUCACAAUACGAAGUCUUUCCCUUUUGCCACUGAAUCAUUUGGGCCGUCGAAUAAGCCAGAUAUUGUUCUCAUUCCUGGUGGGACUUUCCAUUUUGGUCAACACAUUUCUGUCCCAAGAAAUGCAGACACUGCGUGUGGGUUUGGCAAGUGUGGGAUCUGGCUGUUCUACUGCUUCUCUCUCCUGUAGUGGUGUCUAUUUGUCUGAACUCACCCCCACCAUACUCAGGGCAAGAGUUAGUGGAAUUGAAGUGAUGGCUGAUAGGAUGGGGGCAGCAGUGGCUCCCCUCUUGAUAACCUUAGAGGUAUUUUUCACGGCUUUUCCCUGGAUCAUUUAUGGAGUCUUCCCCAUCAUUGCUGGUCUUGUUGUCUUCCUCCUACCAGAAACCAAGAAUAUGCCUCUGCCUGACACCAUCAAGGAUGUGGAAAAUCAGUGA